Messenger RNA from Fusarium keratoplasticum, 348 nucleotides. RefSeq lists its product as uncharacterized. The transcript has 2 exons. The record is from RefSeq and is a predicted model, not a curated record. Bases 1 to 348 code for a protein of 115 amino acids. Lineage: Eukaryota; Fungi; Ascomycota; Sordariomycetes; Hypocreales; Nectriaceae.
AUGCCGUUUGUUUACAAGCCACAAGCUGCGGCCAUCAAGCCACCUCAAAUGGAUGAAUCUGGAAAUGCUUUUGGAGGAGACGUUGUUUCUACAAGCGACUCUGGCUCAACAACCCCCAUAUCCGCAGGUUUUUUCCGCAUUGAGAAAGGCAAACCAUGCGUCUUCACCUACGAGUUUGAUGAGGCGAAACACUUUAUCGAAGGAGAAUGUGAAGUCCAGGAUGAGACGGGUGCGACGGUAACGGCUAGGCCUGGUGACGUGAUGCUCUUCACCAAGGGGUCCACCAUCUCGUUUUCCACCGAGACGUACGCCCUGGCCUUUUUCUGUGACCAAAGGGCAAAGCUGUGA